AUGGCAAAUCUAUUCGAAGAAGGGACCCAAUCCCUUCUCCACGCCAGCGAGCAUGUUUCGAGACGCACAGUUGGAUACUUCAAGCGAUUCUUGGAUUGGGCGCUACAAGAUAACGUUCUCGAAGUCGCAGUUGGGCUGAUCAUCGCUGCAGCCUUCACGGCGGUUGUGUCAUCCCUCACUACCGACAUUAUACUUCCUAUUGUGUCACUUCUCCCCUUCUUCAAUCGCAAUCUAGAUGAGAAAUUUGCCAUUCUUCGUGGUGGCCCGCAUAGCGAACAGGGCUACAACACGAUCAAACAAGCCCUCGACGAUGGUGCCGUUGUAUUCGCCUAUGGAUCCUUCCUCGAUAAAGUGGUCCGUUUCAUGGUGCUUGGAUUGACAAUGUAUGUCACCGCUCUUGUAUACGGCUGGAUGAGCAAAGAUAACAUCGUCCGACACUCGGUGCGAUGCAAAUAUUGUCGGAAGAGGAUCAGCGAGAAGGCUACGCGAUGUUUCAACUGCACCAGCUGGCAGGAUGGCAGGGAAGAAAUCAACUAA
Eremomyces bilateralis CBS 781.70 is the source of this 537-nucleotide messenger RNA. Its product is annotated as ion channel. NCBI's taxonomy places the organism in Eukaryota, Fungi, Ascomycota, Dothideomycetes, Eremomycetales, Eremomycetaceae. The record is from RefSeq and is a predicted model, not a curated record. Gene Ontology annotation, biological process: monoatomic ion transport; intracellular water homeostasis. The transcript has 3 exons. The coding region runs from base 1 to 537 and encodes 178 amino acids. Gene Ontology annotation, molecular function: mechanosensitive monoatomic ion channel activity.